Haliotis rubra (blacklip abalone) is the source of this 1476-nucleotide messenger RNA. RefSeq names its product excitatory amino acid transporter 1-like. The transcript is spliced from 8 exons. NCBI's taxonomy places the organism in Eukaryota, Metazoa, Mollusca, Gastropoda, Lepetellida, Haliotidae. Gene Ontology annotation, molecular function: neutral L-amino acid transmembrane transporter activity; L-glutamate transmembrane transporter activity; glutamate:sodium symporter activity. The coding region runs from base 1 to 1476 and encodes 491 amino acids. Gene Ontology annotation, cellular component: plasma membrane. Gene Ontology annotation, biological process: L-glutamate transmembrane transport. The record is from RefSeq and is a predicted model, not a curated record.
AUGGCGUUAAAGACCUGUUUGAAGGCCAACAUCCUGCUCAUCCUUACCGUCAUCUCUGCAGUCAUGGGCGUGACCAUCGGGUUGCUUUUUCGUCAGCUUCAUCUCUCCCCGGACACCAUCCUACUCAUCAGUCUCCCUGGGGAUAUAGUCAUGAGGAUGUUGAACAUGCUCAUACUUCCGCUGAUUGUUGCAAGCAUGAUCACAGGAAUUGCCAACAUGGACAGCAACUCAUCGGGAAAGAUGGGUCUGUUCACUAUGGCCUACUAUAUUUCAACAACCGUCAUUGCAAUCUGUAUUGGCUUUGCUCUGGUGUUCAUUAUCAAGCCAGGAUUACGUGACACGCCGACGUCUUCAGGCACGCAGUCUGAAGAGUUCCAUGCUCCUUCGGCAGUUGACAUGAUUCUUGAUCUCAUCAAAAAUCUGUUUCCAGACAAUAUUGUUAGUGCUGCAAUUCAAAGUUCACACACAGUAUACGUCAAGGAAGAGUUCGUCAAGAAGGAAUCUCCUGAUGAAUAUGUGCUCCAGAAUGUAACCAACUCAACGUUUCUGGUAGAAUCUGAUGGGAGAAAUACUACAGAGGAAAGAAACCCCAUCUGGACACCUAAAACUGUCACCAGACCCGGAUUUAAUGUUUUAGGGAUGUUGGUGUAUUGUGCAGUAUUUGGGGCAGUGCUUGGUAAACUAGGAGAUAAAGGUCGGGUCGUCUUCAAAUUCUUCGAGGAACUGAAUGAGAUCACGAUGGGCAUUGUACACCUCGUUAUGUGGAUCACGCCUAUUGGCGUACUGUCCCUCAUCGCUGGAAAGAUCUUGAGUGUGUCCGAUCUCGCUGGGAUGGUUCAUCACAUAGGGAUGUUCUUGGCCACCUGCAUGGCCGGUCUUUUUGUGCAAACUAUUGUCGUAAUACCAUUGAUAUACCUCAUUCUGACACGGAAGAACCCCUUCAUGGUGACGCUGGGAAUAGUGCAGGCUCUUCUGACAGCUCUGGGCACCAAUUCCAGUGCUGCAACACUUCCGGUUACCAUCGACUGCUGUGAGAAGAAUCUUAAGAUAGACAGGACUAUCAGCCGGUUUGUGCUACCUAUCGGUGCUACUGUCAACAUGGAUGGAGCUGCCAUCGUCCUAGUCGUCACCCCGGUUUACAUAGCACAGAUCAGCGGAGUGCACCUAUCUGUACUUGACGUCAUGGCUCUUGGCGUGGCUGGCACCCUCACUAGCAUUGGGACCGCUGGUAUACCUAAUGCUGCCAUAGUAACCAUCAUGGUUUUUCUAGCCAAUAUGGGACUACCAACAAACGAAAUCUACAUCAUUUUUGCCAUGGAUUGGUUUCUCGGGCGAAUGAGGACUAUCACUAAUGUGAAUGGAGACUGUAUGGGCGCAGCUAUUCUGCAGCAUUUCUUCCACCAGGAUGGCAGCAAUGGUUCGGCAUAUGAAAAUAGCCCACUCCCACAGGACGAGAGAGAGAUGGAGGAAGUUUAG